Molecule: messenger RNA, 8276 nt
Organism: Odocoileus virginianus texanus
Lineage: Eukaryota; Metazoa; Chordata; Mammalia; Artiodactyla; Cervidae
Source: RefSeq, a predicted model, not a curated record
AUCCUAGGCAAGUUCUGUUGAGCCUGUAACCCUAGGGGGAUCUUACUAUAUUAGUGUAAUAUAUUCAAGUGUAUUUGCAUACAAAAAAGUUAGAAUACAGGAUAAAUUAAUGAGAGAUUAUUUCUCGGGAAUGAGAUUAAUGGAGAUUUAAACUUUGUACUUUUAUAUUUCUCUAUUAUUACCUUAAAAAAAACCCUCACUUAAAUUAUACCUUUAUAAUCGAAGGAAAAAGGUAAAGCUAUUCCAAUGGGAAAACACGGGCUAAUAUUAAUAAUUAAGUGGGUAAGCGACUGAUGUAUUUCCUUUUCACAUCUUAACCCUCAGCUUUCUAAUGAGCAUGAAUUGUUUUUUCCCAUACGAAAAUGUGUUUUAAUAAAUAAAAGAAACUCCCUUCAAACACAUUUCACUUCUGCAAAUAAAAAUAAACGCACAAAUUCUUCAACAUCGCAAGGAAAAAAUUGUUUAUUUCUAAAUCAAAUUUACACAGGAUUAGGAUUUAUUCAUUAAGCAAACACACAGGUGAGAAUAAACUGCCUACUGUCGGGUUAGAGAAAACUCUUGUUGUGGCUUUCUCGCUUAUUAUGUCAAUUUGAUUUUAAAAAUCUGUUUUUAAUAAAAGACAGUUUCAAGAAACCUGUAACUUUCGAAAACUUCUAAAAGACAAGGGAUGGGGCGGCUUAGCGCCUCCCGUCUCACUUGACCCUCCCAAACGAGGAAGCCAUCUUAAGCACCGCCUCAUAGAGGAAACUACAUCUCCCAGAAUCCUUGCGGCUUGCGUCGUGCUGGCACUUUUACUGGCAGGGUCUUAGAGCUGAGCCUGUAGCCGGGCGCCAUCUUUGACUCUGGCAGUCUUGGAUUUCUGCUGGUGUUGCUGCUGAGAAGACGGCGGGCGGCAGCGGCUAAGAAAGAAGAAAGACGUGGCAGCAAGCGGGAGUCGGGAAUAGUGUCGACGGUUCGGUAAAGUUUCUGUUCUCUGGGCCCCACUACUUGGGAGAUUUUCUCAAACUCCACACACAGAAAGCCACCGACCUUAUUCCGGUAUCCUACACCCCUUUCGUACCUUAAUUACACUUCCUACCCCCAGCCCUCAGCAUCGGAAUCAAGAACAACAGGGACACUUCCGUUCUUCUUGUGGGAUUGAUGAAACCGUAAUGAAGAACACCCCCUAAACUCCCAUAAUCGAUUUGGGGAUAUUCCCUGCCCAAAAAUUUCCUGGAAAAUUGACUAGUAUUAAGUGUGAGUAAAAGGUGUCCACUUUUUUUAAAGUUUUGAUUUUAGUUUUGUCUUGGAUAGUAUUUGGCAAGAUUUAGCCUAGAAAUUAUGUAGUAUUUAUUACAUGAGAGUCAAAAUUGCUUUGUUACUGGGCUGGUUUCAAAAUUUAGAACUCAUUUCUAUGUAUCAAAAUCGCUCUUCAUUUUUGUUUUUUUGAAAUUCUUAAAUGGUAAAUGUACCAUUGUGAAAUGAAAUUUCAACUCCAAAAGUUUACCCUUUUACUAACUGGAGUAAAUGGAUAAUUACAAGGUGUUUAGUUGUAGCCAUCACUAGUAAAGAAUUUGGAACUAGAUUGCGUAAGCCUUUGCAGGGCCACCAUUGAAUGUCACGCCAGUGACACGGGUGUUAUAAAAGAAGAAAAAAAAUCUUCCCUUAGAUAGAAACUUUCUGUAUUUUGACAGUGCCAGUUCAGGAUGGCUAUAAUGCUGCUCUGCCUUCUACAGCUUGCUGCACCACUCUGUAGUUACUCUGUAACUAUACAUUUCUAUCUUUUUUGGUUAAACACUCCCUGAAGAUGAUAAAAGAUGAUGUGACAAUAUACAUACAUCCAUAUUAUACACAUCGAUAGAUGUGUAAGGAUUUCCCUUCAUUUUUAUUUUGUGGGCUAGGCAAAAUUUAGUGUAACAUUAAAGUACUUCAUGAUACUUUGGUAUAAGAGGAAAUUCAUUAUUUUUAUAAUGACCCAAAUUUAAAGGCUUUUGUAGUGUAUUUUAAAAGGGAAAACUUACCCAGAUGUUUUAUUUCUACACAUUUGUGUACGUGUGUGUGUGUUUAUAAGCCAGUUAGUAUAUAUGUAUAUGUAUAUUAUACAUAAAACACUAUAUUUUUACAUACAAGUAUGUUUUUAUUAUACAGAUAAUAAAGAUGGGGGAAGGUUUCUGUUUUUUUCUUAAUAGGUGAAGAAAUCUUGAAGACCAGAAAUUGGAUCUUAUUGAAUUUUGGUGUUUUUUGGUUUUUUUAAAAAUUUUUUCUUUCUUUUUUCUUUUUAAAUUAAUUGUUCGGCUAUGGAAGAUUGAUCUUUUUUUCUUUUUGAUAAUCCUUUGAAUCUCAAGUUCAUCUUUAUAUGAACUCUUUUUUGUUGUUGUGUUUUUUUUUUUGUUUUUUUUUUUUUGAGGAGAUAACUAACCCUAGCUGUCUCCAGUUUGACAAAGGUUAUUUGAAUGGACUUAAACUCUCAGUAGUUGAGAGAUAUUUUAAAAACACAUCCUGUGUUUGAAUUGUGGCUGAGAGGUUUCCUUGGCAAUGUGAGGAGGAAAAUUCUUUCUGCCUCAUUAUUAUUAACUCAUGGAUUGAGUGUUGGUUCGACCUACAGGCGUAAUAAAUUGGAACUCAGUGAAGACACAGACAUUCCUGUUGAGAUCAACCAGCUAAUGAUUAACAUUUAAAAGACGAUUUCUGUGAUUGACUUGUCUUUUGGAAGAUUAAACCCAUAUCAAGAGGACUUGGAGCUGGUCCUCGCCUAAAGGAAGCAGUGGCUUAUUUUCAAAAAGCCACUUCUCAUCUAAGGAUCUACUCAGCAUGCCUAACCAAGGAGAAGACUGCUAUUUUUUUUUCUAUUCUACUUGUACUAAAGGUGACAGCUGUCCAUUCCGUCACUGUGAAGCUGCCCUGGGAAAUGAAACUGUUUGCACAUUAUGGCAAGAAGGGCGCUGUUUUCGACAGGUGUGCAGGUUUCGGCACAUGGAGAUUGAUAAAAAACGCAGUGAGAUUCCUUGUUAUUGGGAAAAUCAGCCAAUGGGAUGUCAGAAACUAAACUGUGCUUUCCAUCACAACAGAGGACGUUAUGUUGAUGGCCUUUUCCUACCUCCAAGCAAAACUGUGCUGCCCACUGUGCCUGAGUCACCAGAAGAGGAAGUGAAAGCUAGCCAGCUCACAGUUCAGCAGAGCAAAUUAUCUGUUCAGUCUAAUCCCUCUCCUCAGCUGCGAAGUGUUAUGAAAGUAGAAAGUUCAGAAAACGUCCCCAGCCCUACACACCCACCAGUGGUGAUCAAUGCUGCAGACGAUGACGAAGACGAUGACGAUCAGUUUUCUGAGGAAGGUGAUGAAACCAAAACACCUACCCUGCAACCAACUCUCGAAGUUCAUAAUGGAUUACGAAUGACUUCUACCCGGAAACCUGGGGUCAAUUUAAAACAAGGUGAAAGUUUGAAUUUUGGAAUAAAAACUCUUGAAGAAAUUAAAUCAAAGAAAAUGAAGGAAAAAUCAAAGAAGCAAGGUGAAGGUUCUUCUGGAGUUUCUAGUCUUUUACUCCAAUCACAGCCCAUGCCAGGUCCUGAAAAAGAGAAUGUCCGGACUGUGGUGAGGACAGUAACUCUGUCCAACAAGCAAGGGGACGAACCUCUGGUAAGAUUGAGUCUAACCGAGAGACUGGGGAAACGAAAAUUUUCAGUAGGUGGUGACAGUGAUCCUCCAUUAAAGCGUAGCCUUGCACAAAGGCUAGGGAAGAAAAUCGAAGCUCCAGAGACGAACACUGACAAAGCACCAAAGAAAGUCCAAGUUUCCAAGUCUCUGAAGGAGCGAUUAGGCAUGUCGACUGCUCCAAACAGUGAGGAAGCAGCAGAGAAAGUUACUAAAGUUGGUGAGAUCCAUGUGAAGACAUUAGAAGAAAUUCUUCUUGAAAGAGCCAGUCAGAAACGUGGAGAAUUGCAAACUAAACUCAAGACAGAAGGACCUUCAAAAGUUGAUGAUUCUACAUCAGGAGCAAGAACCUCCUCCACCAUCCGAAUCAAAACGUUCUCCGAGGUCUUGGCUGAAAAGAAGCACCGGCAGCAGGAAGCAGAGAGACAGAAGGGCAAAAAGGACAUGAGCUGUGUCAAGCUAAAGACUGACAGUGAGAUGAAAAAAACGGUGAUUUUGCCACCCGCUGCCGCCAGCAGAGGGCAGUCCGAGGAACCUGCAGGUAGGGCAAAGUCUAUGCAGGACGUGCACAUCAAGACGCUGGAGGAAAUUAAACUGGAGAAGGCUCUCCGCGUGCAGCAGGGCCCCGAGAGCAGCACCGGCUCCCCGCCGCAGCCGGAGGCCACGCCGGCGGCAAAGCGGCUUCUCCGGAUCGCCAAGAAAACAGGUAUACAAGAAGAGAAGAAGCUCCAAGAAGAAAGUGAUGUUGCUUCUCAGAGCAGUGUUUCUAGAGCAGAAGCUAAAAAGGCUUCAGAUGAGACCACAACAGUUGGCAUGACUAAAAUUCAAGUCAAGAGAUGUAAGACAAUGAGAGAAAAGUAUGUGCCGAAACUGCCAGAGAAGGGAGCCUCACAGAAGGAAAAAUCAAUUUUGACACCCUUUCGGGGAGAUUUACUCUCUUACACUACCGAGUUAGCAGAGAAACCCGUGCUCACCACCGUGCUAGGCAUCACACAGCACCUGACUAAACGGCUUCCUUCAAAGUCAUCCCAGAAGGCAAAGGUGGAAACCUCAGGGAUUGGGGACUCAAUAUUGAAUAUGAAGUGUGCAACACAGCCCUUGGAAAAGCGAAGUAAAGCUAAACCUAAAGUGAAUGUGAAGCCAUCUGUGGUUAAAGUUGUCUCAUCACCCAAGUUGGCCCCAAAACGUAAGGCGAUGGAGGUCCACCCUUCUGUCAUUGCAGCUGUGAAGCCACUCAACUCCAGCAGUGUCCUGCAGGAAAGCCCAGCCAAAAAAGCAGCUGUGGCUAUUGUCCCACUUCUUUCUGAGGACAAAUCAGUCAUUGUGCCUGAGACAGAAAAACCUAGAGACAGUUUUCUACCGCCUCCAGCCCAGUCCUCUGCAGAGCCCCCCACCCCGGAAGCAUCUGGCCCUUCCUCGUCCCAGAUGGCCACAAAAACGCGCCGACUCAGCUCUGCCUCAACGGGAAAGCCCCCGCUUUCUAUGGAGGAUGAUUUUGAGAAACUGAUAUGGGAGAUUUCAGGAGGCAAAUUAGAAGCUGAGAUUGACCUGGAUCCUGGGAAGGAUGAAGAUGACCUUCUGCUUGAGCUAUCAGAAAUGAUUGAUAGCUGAAGAUGGUAGUAGAACAUUUAAAGCAGAACAGACAAACAAACAAACUCACCAAAAAACUGGACUUAGUUUCAUCUGUUAUAACAUUUAUCUAAAAUGAUGAUUUCUGUAGUCUAGAAUUUGCCCCAGAUCAGAAGUGUACCUCUGAAUUAUCCACAUGUGUCCUGGAUUCCUUGGGGUCAGAUUUUUAAAUCCCUUGGUAAUCAUUUUGUCUAUUUGAUGCCAUUGUUCAGCAUCUUCGAGAAAAAAGUUCUGUCUUACCCCUCUCCACAAAAAGGCUGAGUGGGAGACCUAAGUGAAAAGGUGCAAGAAAACUUAGUGACUCCUUGAGGUAUUUGUCAGUUUUUACCUCUUUUUUCCCUUUAUUGUAUAAUUUCUUUUAUCUAUUGUCUUAAUGUACCUGUUGUUAACCUGAGUUUGAAAAGGGUGAAGAUGGCUGCUACCAUUAAGGACCAAAUUUCAUGCCACCACUAAAAAAAAUCCACUCAGUCUGUGUUAAAUUGUAUGUCUUUUUAAAGGUAUUUGGAGAAUUCAACUAAGCUUUUAGAAACAGCUGAGCAGCUCAGGAAACCUGUAAUCUGGACAUAACUUUUUGGACCUGAUUUUCAUGCUUCUGCUCUGUAAGCCUCUGAAGGGCAAUAGCUAAUUUAUUAUUACUGUAAUUUUUCAAGGCUUUAAAGUGCCUCAGGGGUCCUCUGAAACUAAUUUUCUAUUUCUGGGAUUCCCUGGAUUCUUAAAAAGAGAUGGUGACAUAAUGAUUACAGGAAUUUUUUUUUUAGCAACAAAGUUGUCCCUUCUCUUCUUCAGUACUUGCUUCCUUACUAGUGUUGUAUUAUCACAGGGAUAGAAAUUGGUUAAUUUUUUUGAUUUCUAAUUCUCCUUGCAAACUCCUUUUGCCCAAUAUUUAUUUGGUGCCCUUUACCCAUAUGAGGGGGAAGAACAAGCUCACUCAAGCUGCCCUUACUUAUCCAUGGACUACAGCAGUACCCGGAAUCGUACUGUAGCAGGAGUUACCAAGAUGCCCUGGGGGUGUAUUGUAUGCCUUCCGGUUUUCUUCAUUUCUGAAUUGAAUUUUCUUUUAUUGAUGUUGAUCUCCUUCAUAUCACCUCAAGGUUUAGACUUGUGAAGGAACAAAUACGAUGGGGAUAAUAGUCUUGAAAGGAGACAUAUUGUACAUAAUCAAAAGGAAGAGGAAAGGACCUGCCCAUUUUGAUACUUUGCUGUAGGUGGCCAGUUUUGUUUCUCAUAGGGAAAUCUGACCCACCUGUCAUGUUGGCUCCUAAGGAACUGCUGUUGUAAGCGGCUCAUCAAGAGUUGAACCUCAUGUAGCCUUGUUGGGAAUAUGAAAAGGAAGAAAGCCACAGGACUGCCCAAUUCAGUCUUGGGAAGAUCUGGAUGAUUCUACACAAGCAAAAAUGACUUGAAAUUUAUGUAUAGAUACUUAUCUACCAGUCCAUCUUCAGCUGACUGAAUGUUGUCUAAUAGCCCUUCUCCAAAGCAGGGGUGAAAUGUUCUGGUUUCACCACAGAUUUUCUACUCAUUUCAUUUUUGGAAUUGGCUUGUAGAUUCCAGGUCCCUUUUGUAUAUAACCUUUUUUCUUUUGCUUUUUUAAAAAAACAAUUUUGUUUCAUAUUUAAAGUCUUGUGUUAGACAGUGAUUCAUGUUCACCAUUAUUUGAACAGUUUGCCAUUACAGCAAGAUAAAUACUUAUUUGUGUUUUAAAUAAAACUGGUGUAGGAACACCUUGAUGUUGUGAGUUAAGUAGUCGUAUAUCACUUCAGGCUGAGAUCUGCCUCAAUAGAGGCCCAAUUAGAAUGUUGUUGAACCUUUGUGUACGUGAUCCAGUUUCACAGAUUGUAUUUGUCUUUAGAAACCUUUUACAAGGACACACUGCCAAACUUCUCCAUGUCAGGAUUUUUUUCUGACAGUGAUGCUUACCCAUUAUUAUUCUAACUCAAGUAAUCUCAUUAAUUCUUUUAAAGAAGAGAGGGUUUAGAAAUGAUCUUAGAUGGCUUCAGCAAUUUAGAAUUUUCAAGCAUGAACGCAUAUAUGAAAUUUUUAGUUCAGGGAAGUCCAGUUUUUUGUUAUGGAAAUACACAUAAAUUUGUUAACCACCAAAGAAUAUAGGCCUUCCCAGAUGGCGCAGUGGUAAAGUAUCUGCCUGCCAAUCAGUUCUUGGGUUGGGAAGAUCCCCUGGAGUAGGAAAUCGCAACCUGCUCCAGUGUUUUUGCCUGGAAAAUUGAGUGGACAGAGGAGCCUGCUGGGCCAGGGUCCGCGGCAUUGCAGAGACAUGACUGAGCACACACACAAUAUAAAUUUUUCCACAUAGCCUAAAAGUCGUCCCCAACAAAUUGAAUCAACUUUUCCCAGAAAGCAAAAGAUUGCAUAUUCAGUUUUGAGUGAUGAUGAUUUUCAGUUUUAACAGGAAAAAGGUCCAGAUGUACAAUUUGGCCAUAGCCAGAGAUUUCAAAAUAACUUGCAGCUUGUGUGUUUGUCUCAAUAAAUGAUCCCUCAAAGUUCUGGCCUUAACCUCAAAUUCCAGUAGUCCUCUCUCAUAUGGCCAGAACAUAAUUUAUGUUCCUCAUGGCCAGUCUUUGGUCAGUGUUUAAAUACAGUUUCAGAAAUAAAGCUUGUUCUCUAUACUGGUCAAAGUUUUAUGAUCCUUUUCUAAAAUUGUGGCUUCAUUUUGCCAGAAUAUUUCUGCAGUUCUUUAAAAUAUUUGCUUUGUCAGGAGCCAAGAGGAACUGUGUGGUCUUCAGUUGCUAUGUAACACCACUUUAAACUAGCUAACAUGUACUGAGUACUUAUUAUGUGCCUGUUAAUUCACAUAUCUGUUUGACAUUCAUCCUAUACUGCAUUGGAAGAUUACUGCUUUUUAUCCCCACUGUAGUGUCAAAAUCAGUAUUUUCAGAUAUAACAAUAAGAAAGUAUAUUUUUUAUCUGCAAUUGGGUUUGAUUUGUUGAACCUUUCAAGAACUUGAUUAAAUCAGAUCUUUGAAAGCUGCUGAAUAAAUAUAUGGAAGUAUCCACAGGUUAUA